Messenger RNA from Penicillium macrosclerotiorum, 561 nucleotides. RefSeq lists its product as uncharacterized. Bases 1 to 561 code for a protein of 186 amino acids. The record is from RefSeq and is a predicted model, not a curated record. NCBI's taxonomy places the organism in Eukaryota, Fungi, Ascomycota, Eurotiomycetes, Eurotiales, Aspergillaceae. The transcript has a single exon. Gene Ontology annotation, biological process: protein transport.
AUGGCCGAUGUGGAUUUUAGUGAACGCGCUGCCGAUGCGGCGAGCGACUUCUUCUACCAGAUCUUUGGCGUUGUGGACACCGGUGUGAGACGUCUGUGCAAAAACACCUACGCCUCCUUCGCAGAGGUCAGCGGAAAGCGGUGGACAAAGGUCAUCCUCAGUGUGAUUUUCUACAUAAUCGUCCGGCCCUACAUCGAGAAGUUUUUCAAGUACCUGCACGACCGCGAGCGCAAGAAGGAGAAAGAGAAGAAGGAGAAGGAGAGGGCCGCACUGGGCGGGAGGAAGGCCAAGACGUCGGCCAAUUCCCUGCGUGGCGGCGAGUCCGGCAAGGUUCUCGGCGAGGUUGAGAACACGGAUGAUGAGGUCGAGGAAGGAGAGGAGGAUGAGCUGGCCCAGGCCAGUGGUGUGCCGGAGUGGAACAAGAUGGCCCGCCGCCGCCAGAAGAAGUACUUGAAGAACUUGGAGAAGGGCCAGCGGGCGGAGAAGCUGUCGGAGGACCAGAUCAUGGAGUUGCUGGAUUGGAGUGACUCCGAGCAUGAGCCUACCAAGACGGCCGAAUAA